Molecule: messenger RNA, 934 nt
Organism: Acaulospora morrowiae
Lineage: Eukaryota; Fungi; Glomeromycota; Glomeromycetes; Diversisporales; Acaulosporaceae
Source: the annotation of a GenBank genome assembly
AGUGGAAGAGCCAACAGGAGAAUCAAACAUCGUGGCUAUUUUCAAUAACUAUACAGAUGCUGUAAAAGCAUGUACACAUCCAAUCUUGAAGUUUGAAAACUUUAAACCAAGAUUAGCAUCAACACUUAGCACCUAUGAAAUCAAUCACAGAUCAGUUAGAAUCUGGGAUAUUCUCAACAUUUUUUCAAGAAAGAUAUCACAACAGGAUCUAUCAAAUUUGAUGCUAUUGAGUAUAUCCAGAUGCAAAAAACAGGACCACACAAAGGACACAACAAUAAGAAUGUUUCCAUACUACUAUACAAGAGAAAAAAGACUAGAAAGAAACGAAUUCAGCAUCAAACUAACCAAGUUUUUAGACUUGAUAACAGAACAAGACCUCAGUGAUAUCAUGCAACAAGUCGGCGCUAAAGCGUGUUACACAUCACAAACAAUUGAAAAAUUUAGAAGGUUUACAAGUUUAAAUUUCAUCUCCCAUGAAGACCUUACCAAAGCAACAGCAAAUGAUAUCGAUUUUAAAGGACACAAGCUCACAUGGGUGGCUAGAACAGCGAAACUCUGCUACUACUGCAGGGACACCCAACACAUGAUUGCAAACUGUAAUGUUAAACCUCUGAACAACUCUCGCACAAAACAUAGAAUACAGUCAGAGUCAGAUUUGCCACAUAUCAAGAAGGAAAAUGCAAUAUACAAACACAUGGAUGAAAUGGAAGAAAACACUGAAUCCACCUCUGAUCUCAUCUCUAACUCCACUUCUGAUUCCACAAUCUCCACAACAAAACAACUAAUCGAGACAGAAGACAUCAAAACAACUCAAAGCCUAAUCAACAAAAAACUCAACAAAAUGGAAGAAACGAUGACACAGUUCGCUGAACUCUUCAAUAAUAAUCUUUUAGACCAAAACAGCCUUCCUGACUUGACUAGUUUUCAACAAUGA